Acanthisitta chloris (rifleman) is the source of this 619-nucleotide messenger RNA. It is a transcript of the gene RPL11, whose product is annotated as ribosomal protein L11. Gene Ontology annotation, molecular function: structural constituent of ribosome; RNA binding. Bases 71 to 574 code for a protein of 167 amino acids. The transcript has 5 exons. Lineage: Eukaryota; Metazoa; Chordata; Aves; Passeriformes; Acanthisittidae. The record is from RefSeq and is a predicted model, not a curated record. Gene Ontology annotation, cellular component: ribosome; cytosolic large ribosomal subunit. Gene Ontology annotation, biological process: translation.
GGGUGCUCAGUCCCUCAGACUGUCCUGUGUGGUUUAUCCGCAGCAAGAUCAAGGUGAGAAGGAGAAUCCCAUGCGGGAGCUGCGGAUCCGUAAGCUGUGCCUGAAUAUUUGCGUCGGGGAGAGUGGGGAUAGGCUCACCCGAGCGGCUAAAGUGUUGGAACAACUGACGGGGCAGACUCCUGUUUUUUCCAAAGCUCGGUACACCGUGAGGUCCUUUGGGAUCAGGAGGAAUGAGAAGAUUGCUGUUCACUGCACAGUUCGUGGGGCCAAAGCAGAGGAGAUUCUGGAGAAGGGGUUGAAGGUGCGAGAAUACGAGUUGAGGAAAAACAACUUCUCAGACACUGGGAACUUUGGCUUUGGGAUCCAGGAACACAUUGAUCUGGGCAUUAAAUACGAUCCCAGCAUUGGUAUCUAUGGCCUGGACUUCUAUGUGGUGCUGGGCAGACCAGGCUUCAGCAUUGCUGACAAGAAACGCAGGACUGGCAACAUUGGAGCCAAGCACAGGAUUGGGAAGGAGGAAGCCAUGCGCUGGUUCCAGCAGAAGUAUGAUGGCAUCAUCCUUCCUGGUAAAUGAGCAGUUCCUGUUACCACAAAAAGCAAAUAAAUUUUUAUAGCACCU